AUGAGGUGCCACAUCGCCCACGUAGCCCUCGUGGUCAGAGACUACGACGAAGCCAUAUCCUUCUACAGGAAGCUACACUUCACCCUGGUGGAGGACAGGUUCGUCCCCGCCCAGUCCAAACGCUGGGUCACCAUGCGCCCUCCCGGCGCGGGCCCCGACGCCGCCACCAUUGUCCUGCAGAAGGCCAACACGGAGGAGCAGCUCGCCGCCGUGGGGAACCAGUCCGGCGGCCGGGUCUUUCUGUUCCUCGAGACGGACGACUUUGACAGGGACUACAGGAGCAUGAGCCAGGCGGGCGUGGAGUGGGUGAGGGAGCCGGUCGUGCAGGAUUAUGGAAAGGUGGGCGUUUGGAGGGAUCUGUACGGCAACCAGUGGGAUUUGAUCCAGCGGAACAAAUAA
This is a messenger RNA of Metarhizium robertsii ARSEF 23, 399 nucleotides long. Its product is annotated as glyoxalase/bleomycin resistance protein/dioxygenase. The transcript has a single exon. Lineage: Eukaryota; Fungi; Ascomycota; Sordariomycetes; Hypocreales; Clavicipitaceae. The record is from RefSeq and is a predicted model, not a curated record. Bases 1 to 399 code for a protein of 132 amino acids.